AUGUUUUCAUCAAAUAAUUGUUCUUCUACUCCAAUGACUUGUGGGUUUAAGGUGGACACGAAGUCCCCUGCGUGGCACAAGAGCAUGACAAAGAUUUUAAAGAAGGUCAAAGGAGGGAACUUUUCGUUAGACGCAGACGAAGGCAUGGCCUACGUUUCGGGUAGAGGAGAUCCAAACGAACUCCUAAAAGUAGUGGGUUCGAUAAAAGGCAAAGCUGCUGAAAUGACGUUUGUGAAAUCCGGUGGAUAUCAUCAUUAUGAUGAUGAUCAUCAUCAGUAUACCAAUCAUCAUCAGUAUCCCAAUCAUCAGUAUCCCAAUCUUCAGUACAGCUCCAACUUCGUGUACGGCCAGCCAAUAACACAACCUUACAACAGUUUUUGGCUGAGUGAUGCAAAUUGUUACUCUCAGCAGCAUCGGCCAUAUUAUCCUCAGUCGCCGGCAAUGCAACCUCACCUUCAUCAAUAUCCAUAUCCAGGAUAUAGUAAUCAUUACGGUUAUUAUUAG
Molecule: messenger RNA, 504 nt
Organism: Camelina sativa (false flax)
Lineage: Eukaryota; Viridiplantae; Streptophyta; Magnoliopsida; Brassicales; Brassicaceae
Source: RefSeq, a predicted model, not a curated record